AUGGGCAAGCGGGCUUCCAAUGGCGGCACCGACGGUGCGGCCGCCUUCCGCAAGCGCCAGAAAAUCGCCCACGAGGCUCCCUCGUCCGAAGACAUCGAGUCCAGCGACCAGCUGAGGCGCCUGCUGGCGUUCGACCAAGAUCUACGACGGGCCCGACAUGGACUCCAAUCGUUCAAGAAGCUCCUCGACGAAGCCAUAUCCGGCGACGGCGACCGGAAAGCAAAGCUCGCCAUCCUUCAGCAGUACCUCGAGACGGUAAUGCCCAAGGACGCCGCCGACAACGACGAUGCCGUAUUUCUCAAUGAUAUCAUGGAGAUGUGGUCUUUUGCGGCUCAGGUCAACGACGAUGGCGUCAUGUCGUCCGUUGCCGUUGUCCUCGCCUUGCUCCUCCAACUCGUCUCCGAAUCUCUCCACCUCGUCGCCCACGGCCUCGGAAUCUGCCGCACACUCCUCCAAGAGCGACAGCUCAAGUCCUUGUCCAGAAAUUUGUCGGCUGAGAAGGGCAAGGGCUUCAUCAUCUCGCCUACGCUGCGCCUGCUGCGGGAAGCGGUCUGCCUGGACGGCGGCGCUUAUGCCAGAAGGGUUGUCCGCGAGAGAUCCUAUACGUUCACGUCUCUGGGGAGGAAUCUCGAGAUUGGCCAUACUGGCGACGGGCAAGAAGACUCGAGGCGAGCGUCUGUCCGAACCAACGCCGUCCGGUUCUUCCUCAGCUGCCUCAAAUAUCUGCAUCCCGAAGGGCGAAGAGAGCUGCUCUCGCAAAGGGAGCUCCUAUCCCAUCUCACAUAUAUGAUCAAGGCCGACCCGCCGUACCUCGUCUCCGAAAUUCUCGACACCCUCAAGACUUAUGUCCUGGCGGAGGUCAAGAUACCCCGAGAAGUGAAGUUCAAGAGCUUCAACACCAAAACACUACUGCGAUUCCUCGCACUCUACAACUACUCAUCACCAACCGGAGAACCAGAUGAUCGAGACGCUGUCAUUGAAAAGGCACACCAUUUCCUCAUGUAUGUAUGCACAACGCCGGCUGCCGGUGUGCUUUACCCAUACAAGGGCCUAUAUCCGAAGGAGUCGGAUGAGGAGACGACGAGCCGCUCGAUCAAGGGGCAGGCCGGCGCCAACUCUGAUCCCUGGGAAGGCCGGUUUCAAGAGGGCAUCCCCGUCUUCAACUUCGUCCUGUCUGAGUUUGCCGCCAAGUUGCGCCCGUGGUCCAGCUUGAAGCACAGCGAGCUCCUCGUGGCCAUGUUUACUGCCGCUCCGGAGCUCAUCGCCGACUACUUCUACAAAAACCGGUCAUUCACUUUUGAGCCGAAGCUGUCGAUGACGUGGAUUGGAUACGCCGCCUUCCUCUUCAGCACAAUGACUCUACCGCUGCCCCCUGCGUUCGGAGAUCCCUUACGCUACGCCAACGUACCGCCUCCUACUUCUGUCCUUCUCGACAACAUUCUUCCGCCGGCCAUCAACGAGAAAGUCCUUGUACGAUGCCUGUCACCCAAGUCUCAUCUGACAUCCUUUUUCGCCACAAGAAUCCUGGUCGCUGCGCUAGAGAAGCUCAAUGCCGCGGUUGGUAUGCUUGAGAGCAGCUCAUCUCGAAGUCGCAGCACCGUCUGGUCUGCAGCCGCUAGGCGCUUGGUCGACGCCUUUUGCCAGCGAAUCCCGGACAUGAAGGAGGUUGUCCGUUGCUACAGAAGCGUCCCACCCGAGAAUGCAUUGCACAGAACCCUAGCGAGCCGCUCGUUGCGAUUAUACUACGAGGUGAUUCCUCGGGUUGCUCUCGCAGCAAAUUUUGAUGUUUCUCCCUUAUUUGUGGACAUCCUCAAGUCCAUGUACCAAGACGAGUAUGAACCGGGCACCAAAGCUCUGGCCACAAUGGAACUAGAAAACCUCGUUUCCAUUGCUAGCUAUUCUCCUGGCAUGAGGUGGUUCUCGAAGAUUGAAGGUCUUGGGGAUGGCGCCUCUCUGUCUGCCUUUACCGCCCUCCUGCGACUGCUGUGCGAUGGCGAUCGCGACACCCCCGAUAACCAGCUCAAGAAGACAUUGUCCGACGUUGCAAUCGAAAAUCAGCUUGUUUCGAGGUCAACAGGAUUAAGGCCUCUACUCAGGGCUCUGCAAUGCACCGCUGAAGAUGCGAGUGUCAAGGAUCUGAGUUCCGUAUGGUCUCUGCUCGACAGCUGCAUAAAUCGGUGUGCCACUUCGCCCAUCAAGUACCUUGAUCAGCUUCAGAGCUAUUCGUCAACUGAUACCGUGUCGGGCGGAACUCAGGUGUCUUUACUCAGCGUCGCCUUGGUUGAGCAAACGCCAUACGCAAUAGACGCCGCGGAUUCCAAGUCAGUCCGUACUCUUGGACGGUUUCUUUCUUUGUAUCUCAGUGCAUGCCACCUCUGGGGCGGAGAUGGCGCACUUUCAGCGGUCCUGCAUCAGAAAAUUGGCGAGCACAUGGCGUCCAAAAAGGUCAAGCUCUCUGCUAUCAGCAACAAAGCUGACGUUGAGAGGCUGCAAGAGCCCGGCGCCGUGGCUCAGCCCGAAGCCGCUGCUGGUCGCGUCGAGCACAGCAAGCAGUCAAGGCUGAGUGACGCGUCAUUGCAGGAGAUGCUGCAGGUCCCUUUGAUGGAGGCCGGAGAUGCUGGAGCCCUCGUAAAGUGGACAUCGAAGAGCGUCGAGGAUUUCGUGGAAGACGGAUGGGCUGCGAACCUUGUGCGCCUCCUCUUGUCCGAGCACACAAACAUUCGCAAGGAGGCACUCGUCAACAUCUUGAAGAUGGCUGCCCAGAUCAAAGAGUCGUCGUACGAAGAGAAGACGCAGAUGUGGCUGAUACUGUCAGAGGUUGCUGAGUCUUCAAGGGCGCAGGUGGAAGUCGGGCCAGUACCCUCGGCAUUCACGGCUUUCACCGUCCACGCCAUCGACAUCUUGAGGAACCCGCUCCAUCCGCUGUAUCCAAAGAUUAAUUCCUUCCUGACGCGCAGCCCGGUGUGGUCACUGGAAAAGCUACCGCUUGCGCACGACAUACUCCAUGGGGAGCCGUCGGAGGAUGACAAGUACUACGCGGAGCUCGCGUGGCUCCUGACCUAUCUCCUGGACAGCCUCAAAACGCCGUUCGACCUGGGCGUCUUCCACAAGAAGAAAUGGUUCGAGAAGAUUCUCGCUCUGGGCAGCAACCCAUACCUGAGGUCGAAUCUGAGGACGAGGAUUCUGAGGAUCAUAUAUCGAGCCACGUGUAUCGACGCCGGCAGCACCACGCUGGUGACGAGGUUCGGGGUCAUGAGCUGGCUGGACGCCCAGCGGGCAGCCUGCGCCGUCGAAGACGACGCUGCAGUAUUCAGGCAGCUGAUGAAGAGGGUUUGGGAUACCUGCGACCAGCAACGGGUCACGGCAUGGAGUAACGGCGGCAUCACCAAGGUUUUCGGGGCGUUUUUGGUUUAG
Molecule: messenger RNA, 3414 nt
Organism: Purpureocillium lilacinum
Lineage: Eukaryota; Fungi; Ascomycota; Sordariomycetes; Hypocreales; Ophiocordycipitaceae
Biological process (GO): maturation of 5.8S rRNA from tricistronic rRNA transcript (SSU-rRNA, 5.8S rRNA, LSU-rRNA); maturation of LSU-rRNA from tricistronic rRNA transcript (SSU-rRNA, 5.8S rRNA, LSU-rRNA)
Cellular component (GO): nucleolus
Source: RefSeq, a predicted model, not a curated record